AUGACCCGCUCCGUGAACUUCCCUCUCCUCGGCCUCGCCGCCGCACUCCUCCUCUCACCUCUCCUCGCCGUCUCUGGUAAACUCGCCGACGACCUCAAGCCAAACCGCCAGGAGGUUUACGGCGGAGGGAAGAUAUUCGACAUCAGCCACCGUUACACGCCGGAGAUGCCGGCGUGGGAGUCUAAGGAGGGACUUUCGAACCACCUGAGACUGAUCGCGAGUAUGAAGAACGGAUCGUUCGCUAACGUGUCGGAGAUGAAACUGUCUGUUCACUCGGGAACACACGUGGAUGCUCCAGGCCACUUCAUUGACGAGUAUUACGACGCUGGUUUCGAUUGCGAUUCGCUUGACCUCCAAACUCUAAACGGUCCUGCUUUGUUGGUUGAUGUUCCGAGAGACAAGAACAUAACUGCUGAGGUAAUGGAAUCACUUCAUAUUCCAAGGGGAGUUCGUCGUGUGCUCUUCAGAACAUCCAACACUGACAAGCGGCUUAUGUUUAAGAAAGAGUUCGAUUCAAGCUUUUCUGGAUUCAUGACUGAUGGGGCCAAGUGGUUGGUUGAGAACACGGACAUCAAACUUGUUGGGCUUGAUUAUCUUUCCUUUGCUGCUUUUGACGAGUCACCGGCAACUCACAAGGUUAUACUUAGAGGAAGGGAUAUAAUCCCUGUCGAAGCUCUGAAGCUGGAUGGUGUUGAGGCAGGAAUGUACUCGCUUCAUUGCUUACCGCUGAGAUUGGUUGGAGCAGAAGGGGCACCAACCAGGUGCAUUCUCAUCAAGUGAUUCAGUUCUUCCGUCUUCUUUUUAAGUUGGUCAGCCAACUGAUCAUAAAUAAUAUGUUUAUUACUUCCAAGAUCCCACAAUCAUAAAGCAGGUAUCAUAGAUGAGAUGAUUCCAGUUGUAAAAGUAAACAAUACCUUUAUAGACGUAUGUGUAUGUUUGUAUGUGUAAUUCUGAAAGAUAUUGAUAAUAAAGUUAAGACUGAAACAAUGUUGUAAAACA
Messenger RNA from Brassica rapa (field mustard), 999 nucleotides. Its product is annotated as cyclase-like protein 1. The record is from RefSeq and is a predicted model, not a curated record. NCBI's taxonomy places the organism in Eukaryota, Viridiplantae, Streptophyta, Magnoliopsida, Brassicales, Brassicaceae. Gene Ontology annotation, molecular function: arylformamidase activity.